CUUGUGGAAUGACCUCUCCUGCUACUACGCUGUUUGGUAUGAGUUCCCCUGCCCUAGCUAAUCCCAGAAAACACCAAGAACCCGGAGUCCGCCCUGCCUCGGUGACAGCUGCUCUACCGAGCACCCUGGAGCUGCUAAAGGACGUGCACCUGGGCCUGGCUGUACCCUGCCAGGAUCCCGCCCGACUGGCUCUCCUCUCAGGCCACUACCUUUACUAUCACUACGGUUGCGAUGGACUGGAUGACCGCGGCUGGGGAUGCGGCUACCGCACCCUGCAGACUCUGUGCUCCUGGCCAGAGGGCCAGUCCUCCGGCGUGCCUGGACUGGCAGCCUUGCAGGGAGCCCUAGAGGACAUGGGCGACAAGCCCCCCGGUUUCCGGGGCUCCCGGAACUGGAUCGGCUGUGUAGAGGCCAGUCUCUGUCUAGAGCACUUUGGAGGACCUCAGGGACGCCUGUACCACUUGCCCCGCGGAGCAGAGCUUAGGGGAGAACUGGAGCGGCUUUAUUCACACUUCACAGCGGGUGGGGGCCCAGUAAUGGUGGGAGGAGAUGCAGAUGCUCAGUCCAAGGCCCUGCUGGGAAUCUGUGAGGGGCCAGAUAUGGAAGUCUAUGUCUUGAUACUGGACCCACACUACUGGGGCACUCCAAAAAACCGUUGUGAAUUGCAAGCUGCUGGAUGGGUGGGCUGGCAAAAGGUAAACCAUGUCUUUGAUUCCAAUUCGUUCUACAACCUGUGCUUGACCAGACCUAUCUGAACCAACACGCCCUGUCUGCACUGUCGGAUAGAGCCCAGAACUGAGACUGAUCAGACAUCUAUUUACUUCUCACAGGCCCUCCCCCCAACAGCAGACAAGUCUCUUUCAGCAUCAAAAGUUUGGGUCAGGCACGAUGGCCGGGCAGGUGAAUCUGAGUUCAGAGUCAACCUGGUAUACCCCACAAGUUCUAGGUCAGCCGGGGUGAAGACACUGUUCUGAAAAUGGUAAUAAAUUGGCAUAAUUCAGCUUCCUAUGGCGCA
Molecule: messenger RNA, 1015 nt
Organism: Rattus norvegicus (Norway rat)
Lineage: Eukaryota; Metazoa; Chordata; Mammalia; Rodentia; Muridae
Gene: Ufsp1
Product: UFM1-specific peptidase 1
Molecular function (GO): deUFMylase activity
Source: RefSeq, marked validated